Triticum urartu is the source of this 1284-nucleotide messenger RNA. RefSeq names its product protein GOS9. Gene Ontology annotation, molecular function: carbohydrate binding. NCBI's taxonomy places the organism in Eukaryota, Viridiplantae, Streptophyta, Magnoliopsida, Poales, Poaceae. The record is from RefSeq and is a predicted model, not a curated record.
AGCAACCCCAAGUAUGAGUCUUCCAUGCCUAUAAAUACCACUGGUUGUGCUUACGUUUUUCACACAGCAGAUCCAGAUACAAGCCUACUCUGAGCUAUAGCUAAUACAUUGCAUUAGUACUAGAAGAGAUUACACUUGUUGUCCCAUCCUCAUCCAUGGCCAAUACCCCGGAUCUCCUGAUCACCCCUUUCGGUGGUGACAACUUGGAGACCGCGGAGCUUAGAAUGCAAAACCUGUAUUUGCACCAUCUCUAUGGCGGAGCAAGCCCAAACCAAGAAGACAUAAUUACCAGAGAUGAUGCCGGCAAGCAUGGAUUUGGCAGCACCGUCGUUCACAAUUGGACAAUAUAUGAUGCUGAUACUGCCGAGAGAACUCUAGUUGCUCGUGCGCAAGGCCUGCAUAUCCUUGCUGGGACCUGGCACCAUUCAUUCACCGUGGUGUUCGAGGCUGGAAGGUUGAAGGGAAGCACUCUAGAGGUAAUGGGAGCAUCCGUCGAAGAACAUAGUCCAUGGGCCAUUGUUGGUGGAACGGGUGACCUCUCAAUGGCACGUGGUGUCAUCAAACGGAGGUUGCAUCGGAAGAUAGAUGGUGGACUGAUUCUGCAGCUUACCAUCCAUGCAUUCUGCGCCCCGGAGAGUUUCCCCGCUUUCGAUACGUCGUCUGUACUAUGGGGUGGAAUCAAGUAUGGUUCAGUUGUCAAAAACAUAGUGAAACCUUGGCGCCUAGAAAGCGUGACCAUUAAAGCCGAGGGUAUAGUGGAUUCAAUUCAGUUCUCUUAUAUCGACCAAGAUGGGGUGAGGCGUACCGAAACUCGUUUGGGGGAAGGUGGUGGGGACGGCAGCACUAAUACGAUCAAUUUGGCCCCCAAGGAGUACGUGAAGGAACUGUCGGGAUCUUAUACUAUGUGGGCGGACUUUAGCCAGAUAGUUUUAACAUCACUCAAGCUUGUCACCAAUUUCAAUACCUAUGGGCCUUUUGGAAAAGGUGCUGGCACUCCUUUCAAAGCUGAUAUACCAGAAAACAGCAUCGUCGUGGGCUUCCAUGGACGUGCUGCGAGAUUCGUCAAUGCAAUCGGUGUUUACACCAUGAAAACUAAUUAGUCCUGCUUGUUGUUACCCACCAUAGUACGAGUACUAUGUUUUGCUUAAUUUUUCCUCCCAAGUUCCAUUCAAUAACUUUAAGCCCGGGGUACCUCCCUGCGCUAGCUGUUUGCUUCAUCCGUUGUUCAAGUGCAUAAUAAUACUAUCAAAGAUGGCCAGGGUCAUCCCUAUGCCACAAAUUGCA